Messenger RNA from Piliocolobus tephrosceles (Ugandan red Colobus), 2011 nucleotides. RefSeq names its product cell surface glycoprotein CD200 receptor 2. Lineage: Eukaryota; Metazoa; Chordata; Mammalia; Primates; Cercopithecidae. The transcript is spliced from 6 exons. Gene Ontology annotation, biological process: regulation of neuroinflammatory response. Gene Ontology annotation, cellular component: external side of plasma membrane. Gene Ontology annotation, molecular function: signaling receptor activity. The record is from RefSeq and is a predicted model, not a curated record. The coding region runs from base 123 to 956 and encodes 277 amino acids.
AAGAAAUAUGUUUUGCAAUCCUGUUGAAGAGAGAAUAAGCAAAAGUGACCAAGAGAAACAGACUCACUGAGUCUGUUGAUUGAUUUAAAGUAGAUUUAUGUUUAAGUAGAAAACCACUCCAAAUGCAUACUUUAGGAAAGAUGUCAGCUUUAAGAUUACUGAUCUCCAUCAUUAUCAUGGUGUCUGCUUCAAGCAGUUCAUGUGUGGAUGGAAAGCAGGUGACACAGAAUUAUUCAAAAAUUGUUGCAGAAGUUAACAUUUCAUGGCCUGUACUGAUGGAUACAAAUGCUGUGCUUUGUUGCCCUCCUAUUGCGUUCAGAAAUUUGAUCGUAAUAACAUGGGAAAUAAUCAUAAGAGGCCAGCCUUCCUGCACAAAAGCCUACAGGAAAGAAACAAAUGAGACCAAGGAAGCCAACUGUACUGAUGAGAGAAUAACCUGGGUCUCCACACCUGAUCAGAAUUCGGACCUUCAGAUUCACCCAGUGGCCAUCACUCAUGACGGGUAUUACAGAUGUAUGAUGGUAACUCCUGAUGGGAUUUUCCAUCGUGGAUAUCACCUCCAAGUGCUAGUUACACCUGAAGUGACCCUGUUUGAAAGCAGGAAUAGAACUGCAGUAUGCAAGGCAGUUGCAGGGAAGCCAGCUGCUCAGAUCUCCUGGAUCCCAGAGGGGGAUUGUGCCACUAAGCAAGAAUACUGGGGCAAUGGCACAGUGACUGUUAAGAGUAUGUGCCACUGGGAGGGCCACAAUGUGUCUGCCGUGACCUGCCAUGUCUCCCAUUUGACUGGCAAUAAAAGUCUGUACAUAAAGUUGAAUUCACGUCUCAGAAGCUCAGGAUCUCCAGCAUUGGACUUACUGAUCAUUCUUUAUGUGAAACUCUCUCUUUUUGUGGUCGUUCUGGUCAUCACAGGAUUUGUUUUCUUCCAGAGGAUAAAUCAUGUCAGAAAAUCUCUUUAAAGAGGAAAGAAGGGUCUUCUUUUGCUUCUUCUCGUUGUCUCCUAGACUGCAACAUUGGUAAGGUGAGUGAUGGUCCAGCAGUCAACUUGGGCCAUGGAUGAUGUUGAGGAUAGAAGCCACUCAGUAGGAUAGAAGAAAAGAAAGAUGGAAGAAGUAUCCUAGGCUUGAUGACCAUGAAGUUUCCCUAUAAACUCGCAACCACCUAUUCGUUGACUUCUUUUGUGUGAGAGUGAAUAAAAUUUUGUUCAUGCCAGUGUUACUUUAGGUUUUACUCUACACGUAGCUAAACUUAAUCCUAAUUGAUACAAAUACCUAGUUUGUUAAUCUGAAGGCUUGCGUCAAUCUUGCUACAAAUUAUUUUCUACUCAUAUCCAUUUUCAUGUCCAAUUUUUGUUCUUCCCCUAGUGACAAUGAAAUAGAUAUUCCUACUCAUGUCCAGUUGUUAUGGUCUAUUUUCAUUCUGCCCAUAGAGGUAAUGAAAAGAGGUAACUUCAGAAGAUAGGAAUCAUAGGUAUGAGUAUUAUCUCUGUGACAGUUCAAGAAAAAUUGUUGGUUAUAUAAAUGCAAGGGAUGCUCUGGGCUUGUGCUUGAGAACUUGGAGAUACGUAAAAAUGAUCUAAUGGCCAAUCCCUAGAUGUGUGAAAACAUGUCAACAUUAUGGAAUUCAGAAGGAAGAUAAAGAUACUGUUAUGGGCUUUUAGAGAGAAUGUGAGUAGGAGAAACAGGAGAACUGAAAUCUAUGAAAUUUUCUUUGUAUUAAAUUUGUAUUAAUUCUUUUUUCCACUGGAUGGACUUUACUGUUUCUAGAAGAGAUUUAUGGGAAUUCAUGUUAUUUCUUUAUCCCAUUGUCACUGCCAUGAUUAGAUUGAAAGAGUAAAAAGCUACAGCGACUAUCCCCAUCCUCCCACUCCUAUAUAAAGAUAAAAAAACUCCACAUUUUUUUUCCUGAACACUCAUACGUGUUCAUAUAGAGCUGACCUUUGAACAACAUGGGGGUUAACAUGCAUGCUAACCCUCCAUGCAGUGGAAAACUUGCAUAUAACUUUUGACUCUCC